Messenger RNA from Strongylocentrotus purpuratus (purple sea urchin), 3746 nucleotides. Its product is annotated as zinc finger protein DZIP1L. The coding region runs from base 163 to 3177 and encodes 1004 amino acids. Gene Ontology annotation, cellular component: ciliary basal body; cytoplasm. The record is from RefSeq and is a predicted model, not a curated record. The transcript has 23 exons. Gene Ontology annotation, biological process: cilium assembly. Lineage: Eukaryota; Metazoa; Echinodermata; Echinoidea; Camarodonta; Strongylocentrotidae.
UCCUGGGAUUGCUACCGACGCUUUUGAAAGAAGUGGAUCUUUGUUUACCAAUAACGGCGAUAAUUUAAACUGAAUAUAAAGAAGGCGGCGUGUCUUUGUGAUGGUUUGGCAAACUUAUAAUGAUUUGUUAGAACACUUCAAUCAUCAGCUGUCCAUAGGACCAUGAGUGUGAACAUGCCCUUCAUGCCUUCACCGCGAGGGGGGCUACCCCACCAUGGCUACACCAAUGGCUAUGCAGGGGGUAGCGGGGCACAGCCCCAUGUGGCCGUGGGCUCAGUGCCUGGCAGUGGGAUGCAGGGGUUUAUGUUCAGGAGCCGCAAUGAGAGGAUCGAUUGGAAGAAAAUCGCCUCCAUCGACGUGGAUCGCAUCAUGAGGGACUUGGACGUCAGUAGUCUUCAAGACUCCAUUAUGGGUAUAACAUUCUGCGACAUCGAGAGGGAGAUCGACACCAGGAUGGUAGAUCAGAACUUUGUGAUGGUCUUCAAGCUUGCCCAACUGAUUAUUCAGUAUCUUCUUCAUUCUCAGGAGGUUAUGGCCCACAACACCAGCGUAGCGGAGGAGAGGGUCCAGCAGUUCCACGUUGACCACGAGGCGACACGGAUGGAGCUGUCCCAGGUAGGGGAGGAGCUCCAGAAGGUCAAACAGGAGUCGCACAAGAGAAAGAAGCUUUUGAAAAACCAGCAAAGCCUCAUCCAAGCCACAGCAAAUAAUUAUCACAAGUGUAUGUACUGCCAGAAGGCUUUCUUCAACAUAGCCUACCUCCAAUCCCACAUGCAACGCAAGCAUCCAGAGUUUACACCGAGACCUCCACAAGUUGAUGACAACAUCACUGCCAGAAAGAUGAAUGAAGUUAGUGAGAAACUUGAGAAAGAGCUAGAUGAGCUUAGGGACAGAUUGAAGUUCUCAGAGUCGCAAGUAGCAGAGGAGAGAGAAAGAGCACAAGAACAGAUCAAGAUGGCGCUUCAACAAAAACAGAACCAAGGAGAGGCAGAGAAACAAGAAGAACAUCACAGGAAGGAAUUGGAGAGGUGGAAACAUGAACAGCUGAGUUUUCAAAAGGUUGAAAUGGAAAAGAUGCAGAACAUGUUCAUGAAGGAGCUAAAAGAGAUGCAUGAUAAAUACACGUCUUCCCAAACUGCUCUGGAGAAUAUCCAGUCAAAACUAGGCAAGCAAUCUAUGCUGGGUAAGAUUGUGGAUGAGGAUGAACUGGAAGAGUACAAGCGUCGGAGUAAGAAACAAGAGAAGGAGAUGGGCAAGUUAAAAGAGGAACUCCAAACAGAGAUUUCAACGGUCCAAACCCAGAUGGCGACCGACCUGAAGAGGAAAGAGGAGGAAUGGAGGAAGAAGCAGAAGGAGCUGAGAUCGUCCUACAAGGAAGAAGUGAAGGAGCUGAAGGCGCUGCUCAAACAGACCAAGGAGCUCCUGGAGAUAGAGAGAGAAGGAGGAGACAAGAAGGGAGCCAAGUAUCAGAAACAGCUCCAGGACCUCUUGAAGAAAAAUAAGGACUUUGAAAGACAGCUCAAAGGCAAGGAGGAAAAGAUAAAAGAGCUGAAGGUCAAGUCUUCCAAACACUACGAGGUAGUCGAACCCCGGUCUUCCCCUCCGUCUAGGAUGACGAUACCUACCCCCUCCCAGAUGGAACCCGCAUCUGACGAAGAGGACACAGACCAGGAGAAUUCCAUUGAAGGAAUGGACACCUUAUCACGUGUCUUGCAAGAGUCGGAAUCGUGGCUGACCGGCACGCAUCCGUCUUACAAUCUCCCUGAUUCAGAUAUAGAGGAUGAUGAGCUAGAUGGUAUGAAUGGACACGAAUCACAGGAUAAGCUACAUACAUUUGCCAAGAACAAAGAUCGUAUCAUGGCAGGAUUGAAAGAAGAACUGUCAGGUGUCUUACAGAAGAAUAUGGAGAAGAGAGGUGUUCCAGAGGGGAUGAGAGGAAUCUCGGCACAGUCCCUGGAGAACAAGAUACGAGUCUUGAAGCAAGAGCGCCAGCAGCUGGCCAAACAGCACAGCAAGUUCUACGACAUCCGAGAGCGCUUCAAGAGGGAGAUAGAUCGCAAGGCAGCAGAGAUGAGGCGGAGUGGAUCGCCUGUAGGCAAGGCUGGCCGUUCAGCAUCGCCUCAACCUCGACUGAAGGCAGUCACUCCCCCUCCUCGAUCUCAUAAGGUAUCCUCAAAGGGCAAACCAACGGGAAAACAGCAACAGCAGCAAAGGAAUCAGCAACAGCAGAGACAGCAACCGAAGCAGCAGCAACCGAAGCAGCGGCCCCAGUCAGCGGUCAAGGGGCUAUCCCCAGGCCAGGUCAGGUCAGGGCCACCAUUAGCCCCUAGGAGCCCCGCCCUGAAUGAUCGGCGGAGCAGGGGUGUGUCUUCCAAGGGGCGAGCCAACACCCCCAAAUCUAAUGUUAGAGUAUCAUUUGAAGAUGAAAGCGAAGAAGACGAUGAGGAGGAAGAUGAGAGUGAAGAGGAGGAGGAAAGUGAAAGUUUUGAUGAUGAAUCAGAACCGGAAGAACACUACAAGACUCCUAAUGUCCCACCCAGACCGGCAGCCCACAACCAGCCCGCUACCAAUGGGUUUCAUCAUCGCAAUACAGAGGGUGAUGAUGAUGAGGAGGAGGAUAGUGAAUGGGAUUCUGAAGAGAUCAGUGACCUAGACGAAGCCAGGCCGAAACCAGCUCCAGCUCCAGCAGCCAGACCUAUCACUUCGGUUCGUCAGCCUCAGGGCCAAAUGGUGUCCAGCUUGACCAGGAGCAUCGAGCUACAGCUGAGUGGGCGUCAAAAGGGCCGGAAGCCUGUAGGGGGUGUGGACUUGGGUGCCGGUAGCGCCAAGCCCCCUCAGCCAGCACCCAGGACCCCUUCGCCAUCCCCUACCCCAAGGAUACCGACGAUCCCUGAUGCCGGUCUUGAUGAUGAGUUUGAUGAUUCUGGAAGCCUCUCUGUAUCCUCCUUGGGUGAUAGCUUCUCAGGUUCUGCACAGAAAGCAACCAGCCCUACCCCAGCACCAAGGACAGGCAAAAAAUCCAAUGAUACAGACAUGUCCAGCAAUACGUAUAACACCAGUAUGUGGGGCUCAUCAAAAGCCAAAGGAAAUGGAACCGGCACGGGGAAGAGCUCACUCGUUUCAGUGACCGACUUUGACGAUGACGACGACGACUUUGACAUCGACGACUUGGGCUGAUAGCAUGAGAGCCUGUCCCCAAAGUCCCAAAUGUGUAUGUUACAGGGCAAAGUCUAAGGUAUUUGGUCAUUUUGCCUGCAAAGUAAUAUACAGUUUUGAAUAUAGGUUGGCGUCGAAUGCAUUUUUUUCACUUCAUAUUUGGUCUGAGAAAAGCUCUCGUUAAGCUCUUGACUUAUUACAAUGAUCAGAUAAACUCUAAAAUCUUAGAUGAAGUCUUUGAUGAUGAAGUCAGUUUUGAACACAAGUUGAAGUCAGAUGUAUUUUUUUCACUUCCUAUUUGGUUUGAAAAAAGCUCUCAUUGGGCUUCUAACUUAUUACAAUGAUCAGAUAUAUAGAUGAAGUCUGUGAUGUGGGGAAAAACAGCUUGGAUUUGAUCUGAUACUGAUGAUUGAGGCUCAUCUUAUUACUCUCCGUCAUAGAAUUUGUCGGUAAUAAUUUCACAUCUACCUCAACAACAGUUCCUCUUAAACCAUCCAGGGGGGUGUUUCACAAAGAUCCUAAGUCGAACUUAACUCGAAGUUGGACUUUAAUAUUAUGGAGAGCCAUUUGUAGCCUUAAAAUGACAUAUA